AUGGGGGAAAGCGGUAUUGGGACUGCGAAUGCGGCCGCCUUGCACACAGCAAUCAACUCCGUACAAGCGCUCGGGAGAGGGUUCGAUGUCAACUUCGAUACCCGCUUGUUGUACUGCAAAGGAAUAGGUGGCUCGAGGUUACUCCAGAUUGACCAGGAUAGUACCAGAGAUCUCUUUCUCUACGACGACGUUGUUGUCCCCCACGUUUCCAGGGACAUCAGGAACUCUCCUGGCUCUCAUGGUCGCCAGAGCUCUGGAGUCUGCACUUUCUCUGAGAUGGUGGAGUAUUUCAAUAAAAAGACCGAUCUAUCAGGAAGUUCUCCUCUUGGUAGCUUCAAUUCUGCGUUUAGCUUUAGUGGUUCCAAGCACAUUGAUGCUGCAAUGACUAAGACCCUCUCCAUGGAUGGAUAUUACAUUCCCCUUGCCAAGGUCGAGCUUUUCAGAUCACCAUUACUGUUGCAAGACAAUGUGAAACGGGCUGUGCCAACUAGCUGGGAUCCUGCUUCAUUGGCUAGCUUCAUUGAAACUUUUGGCACACAUGUUAUUACUUCUGUCACUGUUGGUGGCAAGGAUGUUAUAUAUGUUAAACAACAUCAAUCUUCAGCUUUGUCAAAGAUGGAGAUGAAAAAUUAUGUCCAAGAUAUUGGAAAUCAAAGGUUCUCUGACACAGAGGGUCACACGAGUUCAGGCCCAUUGAAGAUCAAGGAUAAGAGUGCUGAUGCUGGAAUCUUUAACAGCCAGGGCAUAUACCCACAACCCACCAGUGCACCAUAUCUGUCCGGGAAAGAGGACGUGACAGUCAUUUUCAGAAGGAGGGGUGGAGAUGAUCUGGAACAAAGCCAUACCAGAUGGGCAAGAACUGUGCGUUCUUCUCCAGAUGUGGUUCAUAUGACUUUCGUUCCCAUAACCGAUCUUCUUAAUGGAACUCCUGGAAAGGAUCACCUAGCUCGAGCAAUCAGUCUAUAUCUUGAAUACAAACCUCAGAUUGAAGAGCUGAGGUAUUUUCUGGAGUUUCAGAUACCACGGAUAUGGGCUCCUGUACAUGACAAAAUUCCUGGCCACCAACGGAAGGAACCUGUUUGUCGGUUUCUGCAUUUCAGCAUAAUGGGGCAAAAGCUGUAUGUUAGCGAGGAGCAGGUAUCAGUAGGACGGAAGCCAGUAACAGGGUUAAGGUUAUGCUUGGAAGGAGCCAAACAGAACCGACUGAGCAUUCACGUUCAACACUUGGUAUUACUUCCCAAAAUCCUCCUCCCCUACUGGGACACACAUGUGGCGAUUGGUGCUCCCAAGUGGCAGGGCCCCGAGGAGCAGGACAGCCGAUGGUUUGAGCCGGUUAAGUGGAAGAACUUCUCCCAUGUCAGCACCGCACCGAUAGAGAACCCUGAGAGCUUUAUAGGCGACAAUGUCGGGGUUCAUGUGGUCACGGGAGCACAGCUUGGAGUGUGGGAGUUUGGGUCGAGAAAUGUUUUGUACAUGAAGCUUUUGUACUCACGGUUGCCAGGGUGUACAAUACGGAGGUCGCUGUGGGACCAUUGUCCCAGUGAUAACAAGGUGAAGAAAGUUACAACCACUGUAAAUAGCAGCAGCAGCAGCAGUGCAGGAGGGGAUUCAAGCUCGGAGAACACGGCAGUGGGUAAGAAGUUGGCGAAGUUUGUGGAUAUGUCAGAGAUGAGUAAAGGGCCGCAGGAUCCGCCAGGGCAUUGGUUGGUGACCGGUGGCAAGUUGGGAGUGGAGAAGGGGAAGAUCGUGUUGAGAGUAAAGUACUCUCUGCUGAAUUACUGA
Messenger RNA from Linum trigynum, 1782 nucleotides. Lineage: Eukaryota; Viridiplantae; Streptophyta; Magnoliopsida; Malpighiales; Linaceae. The record is from the annotation of a GenBank genome assembly.